Molecule: messenger RNA, 2599 nt
Organism: Salvelinus fontinalis (brook trout)
Lineage: Eukaryota; Metazoa; Chordata; Actinopteri; Salmoniformes; Salmonidae
Product: zinc finger protein 664-like
Exons: 2
Coding region: 356-1693 (445 amino acids)
Biological process (GO): regulation of transcription by RNA polymerase II
Cellular component (GO): nucleus
Molecular function (GO): DNA-binding transcription factor activity, RNA polymerase II-specific; RNA polymerase II cis-regulatory region sequence-specific DNA binding
Source: RefSeq, a predicted model, not a curated record
UACCCACUCCAGUCAGCAGAUGGCGGUGUGCGAUUUUAAGGCAAUGCUGUUAGUGUGACGUAUAAUCUAGUGGACGGAACGCAAUGCUGUUAGUGUGACGUAUAAUCUAGUGGACGGAACGCUUCUUUCAGCAGCAGCAACAGUUAGUCCGCCACCUCGGUAGCUUGCUAGACAAAAUAGCCGAACCAAUAAAGCUCUUUAGACGCUUUAGUGUAUAUUAGCCACUGUGUUUUAAACCCUCGUCUGUCGUCUAGUUAGUUAUCCUAUUUCAUUUCAUAUUUACGGUGUUGUUGUUAUUAUUCAGCUGGCGGGCUGGUUAAGUUAGCAUUAGCCUAGCUAGCUAACAUCUCCGACCAUGAGUUCACUAAAUUACUCUCUUCCUGGUGAAGAAGAGACGGUUUGCUGGACGGAGAAAGAAGCUCUCAUCAAAGAAGAGGAGGAAGAGAAGGAUGUUACAAUACAAAAACAAGUAGAGGGUGAGGUUGUUACCCUGAAAGAAGAAGAGAAAGACGUUUCAGUGAAAGAAGAGGAAGACGUUACAGUGAAAGAAGAGGCGUUCAGAGUGAAAGAGGAGGAGGGUGUUACAGUAAAAGAUGAGGAGGAUUCAGUUUUUGAAGUGAAAGCGGAGGAUGGGGAGUUUACGGUCUCAUCGGAAGAAGAGGAGGAAGAAACUGGAUAUCUGGGCCCGAUUUCCCAAACGCAAUUUAAGGCAUCCAGUGGUUCUAAAGAUGAACUUAGCCAUAAGAUGGUUUUGAGAAACCGGGCCGUGAUUACCACUGGAGAGAGACGGGACUAUCGUGGAUCCUCUGGGGAGUCUCAACUACAUCAUGACGCUGCCGAGGCAGAGAAGAGUCUCUCCACGUCAGAACUCCUCAAGAAACACCAGCAGAGAUCGACAGGAAAGAAACCUCACCGCUGCUCUGACUGUGGGAAGAGAUUCACCUCCUCAUCAGGCAUUAAAAUUCAUCAGAGAUUCCACACAGGAGAGAAACCUUAUUGCUGUGGUCAAUGUGGGAAGAGAUUUACCUCCUCAUCAUGCAUUAAAAUUCAUCAGAGAAUUCACACAAGAGAGAAACCAUAUGGCUGUGCUCAAUGUGGGAAGAGUUUUGUUAAUUCUAGCGAUCUGACUGCACACCAAAGAACACACACAGGAGAGAAACCAUAUGGCUGUGCUCAAUGUGGGAAGAGUUAUUUUACAUCUAGCAAUCUGACUGCACACCAUAGAAUACACACAGGAGAGAAACCAUAUAGCUGUGAUCAAUGUAGGAAGAGUUUUUCUACAUUUGGCUCUCUAACAAUACACCAGAGAACACACACAGGAGAGAAACCUUAUAGCUGUGAUCAAUGUGGGAAGAGUUAUUGUCAAUCUGGCCAACUGACAGUGCACCAGAGAACACACACGGGAGAGAAACCAUAUAGCUGUGAUCAAUGUGGGAGGAGUUUUAGUACUUCUAACUAUCUGACAGUGCACCAGAGAACACACACAGGAGAGAAUCCGUUAUGUGAUCAAUGUGGGAAGAGUUUUACUACUUCUAGUUAUCUAACUAUACACCUUAGAACACACACAGGAGAGAAAUCUUAUAGCUGUGAUCGAUGUGGGAAGAGUUUUACUCAGCAAAACAGCCUGAAUAUACACAAGUGGACACACACGGGGGAAGGGAUACUUCCCUUCCCCUGUAUCUCAGAUCUCUGAUUAAACAUAAAAUACAUCAAGGAGUUGUUUCAUGAUAUCAAUGAAAUAAUGUCACAAUGUAGAAUGUUUAAACAUUGUAGGAGGAGUGUGUAAUGAUGUCAUAAUGUAGAAUGUUUUAACAUUGUAGUAGGAGUAUUUUAAUGAUGUCACAAUGUAGAACCCUAAACGUUUGCCCCCUGUUCUAUUGAUUUCAACAUGAUAUGGAUAUUGGCCUCAGGGGGAAAAUCCAGGCUCUGAAUUGGAAGAUGACUAUUUAUGAGAUUUAUCAGAAAGUGACUAACAAAAAACUAGUUGUCCUCUAACCAGUGAUGUACACAUUAUUCCCAGAUUCCGUGUGGUUUUUGAGCUGUUAGUUUUAACAGGACGUGCAACCUCAUCUCCCUUCUGUCACACAAUUGAUUUCAACAUGAUAUCGUUGAGUGAUGACAAAUAAGUGUUGUGUUCCUUUGUUUAGUGACCCCUACAUUUAAAUGCAUCACUGCAAAAUGUAGCUGACUGUCUUCUGCAGGUUGUCCUCUAACCAGUGAGGUAAAAUCUCCCAUUUCCACGUGUUUUUUUAGUUGUUACUUUCAACAGCACGUACAACCUGAUUUCCCCCCUAAUCGAUAUCAGUGAUUUAUUGCUACUUGUCAAAACAACAGCGUUUCUGGUGCUUGUGCAGUUUAUAAGGAGCUUGUUUAAAAAAAAAGAAAAGAAAUAUGAUUAUUGUGGCAGAUGUUUGUGUAAAUAGCACGUUAUGUUUAGGUUUUCAAUUUAUCCCAAACUGUUUCUGCAUAUUGGUUAUUGAUUUGGACACGUUAAAACUGUGUUUUGACAUUGAGGCUAUCCCACCUAGCACAAUGUAAUUGAAAAGUUGUUGAAAAUAAGACAAUGCAAUCAAAAAAAUAUAUAUAUUUUUUUAUUAUA